Messenger RNA from Talpa occidentalis (Iberian mole), 827 nucleotides. Its product is annotated as chymotrypsinogen 2-like. Gene Ontology annotation, biological process: proteolysis. Gene Ontology annotation, molecular function: serine-type endopeptidase activity. The record is from RefSeq and is a predicted model, not a curated record. The transcript has 7 exons. Bases 1 to 789 code for a protein of 262 amino acids. NCBI's taxonomy places the organism in Eukaryota, Metazoa, Chordata, Mammalia, Eulipotyphla, Talpidae.
AUGGCCUUCCUCUGGCUUCUCUCCUGCAUCACCCUCGUCGGGGCCGCCUUUGGCUGUGGGGUCCCGGCCAUUCGUCCAGCUGUGUAUGGCAUACAGAGGAUCGUAAAUGGAAAGGAUGCUCGUCCUGGCUCCUGGCCCUGGCAGGUGUCUUUGCAGGACCGCAAGGGCCUCCACUUCUGUGGGGGCUCCCUGAUCAAUGAGAAAUGGGUGGUCACUGCUGCUCACUGUGGGGUCAGCACAUCCCACCUGGUUGUUGCUGGAGUGUUUGACAAGGGAUCAAAGAAGGAGAAUGUCCAGGUCCUGAGGAUUGCUCAGGUUUUCAGGCACCCCAACUACAACACUAUCACCCUCAACAACGACAUCACCCUCCUGAAGCUGGCCACACCGGCCCGCUUCUCUAAGAUCGUGUCUCCCGUGUGCCUGCCCAGCGCUGAGGACACUUUCCCUGCCGGGGCCCUGUGUGUCACCACGGGCUGGGGCAGGACCAGUUCCCAUGGUGCGGGCUCCAACAAACUGCAGCAGGGCACCACGCCUCUCCUGUCCGAUGCCCAGUGCGUCAAACUCUGGGGCAGCAAGAUCACCGAUGCCAUGGUCUGUGCAGGCGGCAAAGGUGUCAGCUCCUGCAUGGGCGACUCUGGCGGGCCCCUGGUCUGCCAGAAGAAUGGAGCCUGGAACCUGGUGGGCGUCGUGUCCUUUGGCAGCAGCACCUGCUCCACCAACAUGCCUAGCAGUUACAGCCGCGUCACCAAGCACAUGCCCUGGAUUCAGGAGAUCCUGGCUAAAAACUAAGUCCUGUUUCCUCCCAUCCCAACCUCUAGUGUCCCCAA